Messenger RNA from Lagenorhynchus albirostris (white-beaked dolphin), 2564 nucleotides. It is a transcript of the gene SDCBP, whose product is annotated as syndecan binding protein. NCBI's taxonomy places the organism in Eukaryota, Metazoa, Chordata, Mammalia, Artiodactyla, Delphinidae. Bases 174 to 1070 code for a protein of 298 amino acids. The transcript has 9 exons. Gene Ontology annotation, biological process: positive regulation of transforming growth factor beta receptor signaling pathway. Gene Ontology annotation, cellular component: cytoplasm; plasma membrane. The record is from RefSeq and is a predicted model, not a curated record. Gene Ontology annotation, molecular function: syndecan binding.
GACGGAAGGCGUGGGGGGAAGGCGCGGGCGUAAGGCGGGGACGCGGGGACGCGCGGCGCGGGCGGUCCUCGGGCGCGCACCGUUCUCCUCUCUCUGGGUCUCGGAAGUCUGAGCCAGUGACCGGCGGCGGCUGCAGUGUGUGCGUCCCUGCGGCCUCGGAAAAUCCUGCAAAAAUGUCUCUGUACCCAUCUCUUGAAGACCUGAAGGUAGACAAGGUGAUUCAGGCUCAAGCUGCCUUUUCUGCAAACCCUGCCAAUCCAGCGAUUCUAUCUGAAGCGUCUGCUCCCAUCUCUCAAGAUGGAAAUCUCUAUCCUAAACUGUAUCCGGAACUCUCUCAGUACAUGGGCCUGAGUUUAAAUGAAGAAGAAAUGCGUGCAAAUAUGGCUGUGGUCCCUGGAGCACCAAGUCAGGGGCAGCUGGUAGCAGGAGCUUCCAGCAUGAACUGUAUGGUGGCUCCUGUAACUGGUAAUGAUACUGGAAUCCGCAGAGCAGAAAUUAAGCAGGGGAUUCGGGAAGUCAUUUUGUGUAAGGAUCAAGAUGGAAAAAUCGGGCUCAGGCUUAAAUCCAUAGAUAAUGGUAUAUUUGUUCAGCUAGUCCAGGCCAAUUCUCCGUCCUCGCUGGUUGGUCUGCGAUUCGGGGACCAGGUGCUCCAGAUCAACGGGGAGAACUGUGCUGGCUGGAGCUCCGACCGAGCACACAAGGUGCUCAAGCAGGCUUUUGGAGAGAAGAUCACUAUGACCAUUCGUGACAGGCCCUUUGAACGGACAGUUACCAUGCACAAGGACAGUACUGGACAUGUUGGCUUUGUCUUUAAAAAUGGAAAAAUCACAUCCAUAGUGAAAGAUAGUUCUGCAGCUAGAAACGGUCUUCUCACGGAACACAACAUCUGUGAGGUCAACGGACAGAACGUCAUUGGACUGAAGGACUCUCAAAUCGCAGACAUACUGUCAACAGCUGGGAAUGUAGUUACUAUUACAAUCAUGCCUGCUUUUAUAUUUGAACAUAUUAUUAAACGGAUGGCCCCGAGCAUUAUGAAAAGCUUGAUGGAUCACACCAUUCCUGAGGUUUAGAAGCCGUGGCGCAGUGGAAGCUUCACUCAAGUUCUCCCGUUUACAUCUCUGGCAACGUACCUUUCUAUUAUGCACGUGAAGCAUAUUUCCUGUCUUACAGCAGGGCUGGGGAUCUUACUGUCUGAUCCGGUAUCUUGUUCAGACUUCAAGAUAGUUGUAGCCUUAUCCUGAUUUUACAGUUGAAAGACUUACUUUUGUAGACGAGUGUGUCUUUACUGGAGACCGACUGAUACAGGCUCAGCUCUGUUGGAACCAGUCACCUUCAGUCCUGGGUAGCAGGUAGUGCUGUUCAUAUCACUUUAGUUCUAUGGUAUAUGUGCAUUUUUACUGUUACCCAUAGUACAUUUAGAAUGAUUACUUUUUUCUUUCAGUUCUGUUUGUAUAAAACACCAAUUAAGUAACACUGGUUUCAUUCCAUGUAAGCAUUAUUAUAUAGUGUAUGUAGGCUGCAGGAGACUGUAUUGACUAUCAUUACGUUUUAACUACCUUUACUUAAAUAUGCUUGGACUGUCACCAUAACAACGUUAAGCCUCUAGAAUAAAAGCCAAACUCUUGCUGCCUUUCUCAAGCCCCCAAUGCAGUUCUCUGUUAAACGGACACUACUAGCCCAGAGCAGUGUAACGGUACAUGCUGAGCACAGCACAGCUGCUUAGCUGCAUUUGAGAUUUUCUAGUCCUUGUGUAAUGGAAACUUUUCCUCUCAGUUACUGGUAUCACUUUCUGAGAAAUGAAUCACUAUAUACGUAAUGUAAAAAUUCUUGUGCUCAAUAGGAGAAACUCUGCCUUCUUUUCCAUGUGUAGAUUAAGUGGGAUAAGACCUGGCUUUAGGCACCCACAUGUAACCCAGCUGCUCUGGGAUGUCUUAGAAUGCUCUCAUUUGUUCCAUUUCCUGACCCCUCCCUGCAAACAGAAUGACAGCGACACUUCAUCCUGAUUUGUUUUUCCUUCUCUUUGGUUUAUGACUAUUCUAUUUUAAUUGAAAAUGUAUAAAUAAAGUUGGAGUUUAGUCUGUCUGUUAUUGCAUCAUUGGAAACAUUAGGCCUGGGGGAGAGAGUCAUCUCCCAGAGCGGCCGCCACCUGGGAGCCUGAGGAAAGCCCCUCUGUACUGAGAGGGCCUGAGUGUCGGGAGAAGGGCCUCCAGGCGGGAAGCUGGACUGCACUGAGCCUAUUGCUUCCCUGGGGGCACCCAGGCCGAGUCAUAGUUAACAUUCAACAUGCACCAGGGCUUGUAAACGGUGUAGAAAGAUCUUACGUCACGUACUUGCUGUGGCUCAGAGGUCGUCAGUGCUACUGCUUCACAGCUUACCUCGUGCGAAAUUCAGAAAAGCCAAGCACGGCACGUUUUUCAGUUUGAUUCUCUACCUCGUUAUCUGGACUUCGGUCUGAAGAUAGUUACUGAAGCAGAGGAUGAUGUUCACGGUACUCAGUAUGGUUUUCUGGAAGGAUCAGUACUUGAAGUACCCAGUACUUUGUUAAUAAAUCAUUUAAAUGAGAA